This is a messenger RNA of Bactrocera tryoni, 294 nucleotides long. RefSeq names its product glycine-rich selenoprotein-like. The record is from RefSeq and is a predicted model, not a curated record. Lineage: Eukaryota; Metazoa; Arthropoda; Insecta; Diptera; Tephritidae. Bases 55 to 219 code for a protein of 54 amino acids. The transcript has 2 exons.
AUAAAUAUGACAGCUAUAACGAACGUCGAUCAUUGCAGACAUUAAGCUUGCAACAUGAAGUUCUAUACGCUCUUCGCUUUCGUGCUAGCCAUGCUGGCUAUGGCAUUUGCUAUUCCUAAUCCUGAGCUCCGACCCAUUUCUGAGCUAUAUCCUGGCGGCGGUGGCGGUGGUGGAGGAGGAGGUGGCGGCGGUGGUGGCGGAGGUGGUGGUGGUAAAUAAGGCAGUCAGAGGAUGGUUUAUAUUUGUCUUUAAUUUUUUUUGGAAAGCGAUUGUAUUACUUUAAAACAUUUAUAU